CCCUCUGUUUUGUUUAUACUCUCCAAGUGUUGGCGAUGGCCAUGGAACUGCGUGGAAGCAUGGUGUCUCCACUAGUCACUGGACGAGUUCAAGUGACAGGCUAUCAAAAGCUUGUGCAAGAUGCGGAAGGUUCGGAGGAGCCGGGAAGCGCUCACGAGUCUGAUGCCAAAAGGCAUGCAGAGAAGAGUCAAGCUGGCUCGGUGGUGCUUGAGAAUGACCUUAAAGCAGCAAUAGAAGUGAAAUUCUCUGGAGAAGUAAGUGUGAUUUACCCCAGUGACCACAAGUUUUUUGACACCACGUCAGAGAUGGUGAUGCAGGUUAGCUUGCGAGAUGAUGCAAGCAUCUCAGGCACCUGCCUGGUCUUUAUUGGCUUGAGCAGCUUGCGCGCGUCGGAGUCCUUUGGGUCUUUUGGCAUCGAAGUCGCUGAAUUCCUGCAGAAGGAGCAGCUGGAGGUGGAUCGAGAGCGUGAAUUGCAGCAGGAGCGAAAGGAGUCUAUGAAUCAUGUAAUCGAAGAAGAGAUACGAGCACAGGACAAAACAUGGUGUGCAGCUUUGCCGAUCCUCGCAUUCUGCGGGCUGCUUUUCUCGGGGCUGCUUGUGCUUUGCGUCUCUGUGGAGCCACAGGAUUGGGCCUCUGCAUUGAUGUUGAGCUUGGCGGUGAUGUUGAUGUUUUAUUGCAUGUUUGGUUGUUGCGCAGGAACCUUUGUAGGACUCCAACACUUGGCCUCUCAGGCGGCCUCUCACUUUGCCACAGCGAGAUUCUUGGCAGAGCUUGGUCCCUUGGUGUGGAUUUUCCUUGGUUUCCUUUGCCUGGCUGCAGCAGCUGUUCGUUACAUCCAUGCAGGCUUCUGGUGGAGUGCGCUGAUGCCUGGGCUAAUAUGCUACUGCGCUUCGACUUUCACUUGUUUGGGCGAGGAUCCCGCCAUUCUUCGUAUUGGCAGGGAUCCCCCCAUUGCCUCCGUGUUUAAGCGCAACGCGGCCGAACGGACCAUCGUUUUCCGUGGCUCGGUGCUUGAAGGAGGGGGCCCUUGUGUUGCCUCAUGGCCUGGGAAGUACGAGUCCGCUUGGGAUUCUUUGGUCCAAGGAAGUCGCAGGGGCUAUGUCAGCGCUGCAGUGGUCUUUUUGCCGGAGGGUUCAGAGCACUUCGGCCACCAUGACCCAAUCCCACUGGCGGAAGGCCUUGAGGGCAGUUGCUGGUGUGUUCCCUUGUAUGGGGUGGGGGUGCCGGUGGUGGACAAAAUGGAUGGAAAACAUCGAGAAAGCUGUUGCUAAAGGUGCCGAACUAGAAGUCUAUUAUUUCAAAGGGAUGGUGGGCAAAGGGAAAGUGAACCAUUUCCUGACUGCUGGAAAGGAGCACCUGAGACGUGACGCUAUUUCAGGCCAAAAGAAGGACUUCAUGAAGUCGCAAGGUUUUCUUGCGCUCAAAGACGAUCUUGAGCAUCUUCAAAAGGACCCCAGAGGAGACUCCACGUCCCAAUACUCACGGGAGGUGCAACGGCUCUUCUUGUCCUCACUUUCAGAGGAGGACCGCAGCUUCAUGGAAGCAUCAGAAGGUCUUGGGAAUUCGCAGAAAGCCGAGGUGGCAUGGCUCGAAAAAAAGGGCUAUGCUUACACCGAAGUAGAUGUGUCUUCUUGGAGCCAUGACUCAUGACUGAGUUCAAUGCCAUUACCCUUGCAACCUUUAUUUGAUGUCAAAGACAUCUUGCCAGAUCAAAACGACCGAGCAGAAAUGGUUUCGAAAAAAGAGCUGAACAAUUCGCUUUCCUGCCAGCUGGUACAAAA
Cladocopium goreaui is the source of this 1781-nucleotide messenger RNA. Lineage: Eukaryota; Dinophyceae; Suessiales; Symbiodiniaceae. The record is from the annotation of a GenBank genome assembly.